Messenger RNA from Anastrepha ludens (Mexican fruit fly), 4217 nucleotides. RefSeq names its product alpha-1,3-mannosyl-glycoprotein 2-beta-N-acetylglucosaminyltransferase. Gene Ontology annotation, molecular function: alpha-1,3-mannosylglycoprotein 2-beta-N-acetylglucosaminyltransferase activity. NCBI's taxonomy places the organism in Eukaryota, Metazoa, Arthropoda, Insecta, Diptera, Tephritidae. The transcript has 9 exons. Gene Ontology annotation, biological process: protein N-linked glycosylation. The record is from RefSeq and is a predicted model, not a curated record. Bases 890 to 2341 code for a protein of 483 amino acids. Gene Ontology annotation, cellular component: Golgi apparatus.
CGCAGCUGUCACUGCUGCUCUGUAUACAAAACAGCUGUUGAUGAAUACAGAUCUGUGACGUUUCCAUCUUCAAUUCGGUAGCAGAUAUUUAAUUUAAAAUAGUGAAAUUUUUCACUAAGCCGCUAAAAAUUUAAACAAAUAUUUACCACUAAAAAGUACAAUGCGCGAUUUCGAAUAUUAGAUUAUUUUGUCCGCAGAGCUUGUGCGCAUAUGUGGCACAAGAUUAUCAAAAACGAGUAAAUCGCUGAAUUUCUGUUAAUGACUAAAAAUUUAGUCUAUGCGGCUUAAGCGGUCUCUUCAGUGGUGUAGAUGUAGUAGUGGCGCGAAUAGCUCCAACUGAGAACGCAGUGAUAUCAAUAGGUGUCGUACGGAUGGCUACUAACCGAGCGGGGAGUAUGUAGAUACCCAUCGGCGGCGUGAUGCCUGCCCCAUUUGCAUGUAUUUAAACUUGCCAGUGGAGCGUUAAAUUCUAAACUCGGUUUUGGGAGAUUGGUGAAUAAUAUUUUGUAGGAGUAUCGAACUAUGGUCAGCAAGCAGAACGGAUGUGGGAGUUUCUAAAAGAAAAACACCUGCCUUCAUUGCAUAUUUGAUAUUGACGGGGUUUUGGAAAAACAUAUAUUAAUAAUAAACCUAUAAAAAUGAAAAAAGCUGUCAUAUUCACCUGUGGAAAAAAUCAAAAGCAUCUAAAAUAUUCUGGUAUUAUGUAUCGUUAUUUGUGCCAGAUUUUUAUAACUUAUUAAAAAAAUUGGGAACGCAUCACCGCAAUAAAAAUGCGAAUACUAAGUGGUAAACAAAAUUUAAAGCUGACAAAAACUUAAAGGCGCCAAAAAUUGAAUUUGAUGCAUUUCCUACCGGUUCAAAUUGAAACUCCCACCUAAAUCGCAUAAAAAUGCGUUCACGAAAGAUCCUUAUCAUUGCUGGUUUUCUAACAACCUGGACUUUUAUAACCUAUUAUUUUUUAAUACGGAAUAGUACCAUGUACCCGUUGAAGGAUCGUUUGCUCAUCCAAAAACUAAAUAAAUUGGAACGUGAAUCUCGAAUUGAAAAUAAAGAAAACAGUAAACUUGUAGGACAACUCAUAGGAAUUAUAAAGGAAAAGAUUACAUCUGCUGACGUGGAGGAAUCACAACCAUUUAAGGAAACAAAAUAUCGGCCAGUGGGCAUAGUAGCCAUUCCGGGAGAGCAGCCACUAGGCUUAGAGGAACCGCGUCAAGCAAAUAGCAAUGAAGAUAAGCGGCCGGAGGAUGAGAUAGGCGAUAGUGGCAAAGGUCCACCAAUCGUCAAACCGACCAUGACUCGCAUGCCUAACGGUGAGCCCGUUAUACCGAUAUUAGUAAUUGCCUGCAAUCGUAUAUCUAUUCGAAAGUGUCUGGAUAAUUUAGUGCAAUAUCGCCCAAAUGCUGAUCAGUUUCCAAUUAUAGUGUCACAGGACUGUGGUGAUCAACAAACGAAAAAAGCUAUAUUGAGUUAUGAAUCACAGGUCACACUGAUCGAACAACCAGACCAAUCUGAUAUAUUAACGCCACCACGCGAAAAGAAAUUCAAGGGGUAUUACAAAAUUGCGCGCCAUUAUGGGUGGGCACUAAACACCACAUUUCAAAAAGGCUACGAAUAUGUCGUUAUUGUUGAAGACGAUUUAAACGUGGCUCCCGAUUUCUAUGAGUACUUUUUGGGAACACACACAUUACUUAAGCAAGAUCCGUCGUUAUGGUGUGUCUCGGCCUGGAAUGACAAUGGCAAGGAUAAGUUUAUUGAUAAUACAAAGCCUGAAGCGCUAUAUCGGACUGAUUUUUUUCCCGGACUUGGAUGGAUGCUUACCAGAAACCUAUGGCAAGAGUUGUCAGUUAAAUGGCCAAAGUCAUUUUGGGACGAUUGGAUACGCCAUCCGGAACAGCGAAAAGAACGAGCCUGCAUCCGACCGGAAAUAUCGCGGACGAGAACUUUUGGAAAAAUUGGUGUUUCGAAUGGAUUAUUUUUUGACAAAUAUCUCAAGUAUAUAAAACUUAGUGAAAAUUUUGUAAAUUUUUCUAAAAUGAACCUAAGCUAUUUAUUAAGGGAAAACUAUGAUCGCAUAUUUUUGAAUGACGUUUAUUCUUACCCUAUUGUAACAUACGAUGAACUACGCAGGAAUCUCAUUACUACCGAUGGACCCGUUCGAAUCCAAUACACAACCAGAGAGCAAUAUAAACAUAUAACAUCCAUUUUAGGGCUGAUGGGUGACUUCAAGAGUGGAGUACCGCGCACCGCGUAUCAUGGCAUUGUUUCGUUCUUUUACCAAAAGCGUCGAGUGCACUUGGCGCCAAACGCUAACUGGAAAGGCUACGAUCUGUCGUGGAGCUAACAGAAUAUUAUAUUCGUUUUGAAUUUAAACUAGACAGCAAAUUUUGAGAGCUAAUAUUUUUACUGUAUAAAACUAAACAUAGCGUAAAGAAGUACCACAAACCAUUGUCAUAUGAAUUUUGUCAGAAGUGUUUUUUCAUACAUUUUUAUCUACUAUAUGUCUCGUACUCCUGUGCAAAGUGUAUACAUACAUACAUACCAAGCGGAAUUUGAGGAUGUGUUAAAUAUUUAUAACUAAUAGCCACAACCAAAAACUAAAUUAAGUUAGAUGCGUGUGAGUGUAAAGUUUGAAUUUGAAUUUGAAUUUGUUAGUUUUAUUUAUAUUUUAAUAAUAAUAUGUAUGAUUUACAUGUAAAAUAAAAACUACUACUAUUUACACACACUAUCAUUUCUGUGAACUCGAGAAAACUGUAAAAAUUCGUGCUCGAAUUAUUUUUGCUCAUACGAUAAUUAACUAAUUACAUAUAGUAGUAAUAUGCUCUCUAAAGGAAAUAUGCGAUGUUAUUUUGGGGGCUUUCCCUCUGUCAUAGGUAGCUAAUAAGUUUGCCAAUACAAAAACUAAGAUUUUUGUUGAAUACAAGCGCAUUUGUGUUUUUUCCUAUUUACCAAGUAACAAAUUGUUGUGAUUUGUAUGUGUAUUCCAAAUAAGAUUUCUUCCAGAAUGACAUUUAGUUGAUACUGAUACGUGACAUAUUUUCAAUAAUAUCUAUGCACCAAAGUCUGGACCUUCGUUUAAAAUGUAUCAGCUGCGCCACCAAAACUUAUGUAUAUAUUAUACCGUGCGAUAAAAAUCAACUAUUUCUGUUGUACGGGAAAAUUCAUAUGAACGUGAAACUAUAGAACUUAUAUAGUAAUGCUGCAUACUCAAUUUUUCUCAAAAAACUAAGUUUUUAAGAAAUAUAUUUAAAUACUUACACUCACUUACAUAUACUCUGCAACUUGUUGUUGUUGUUAUAGCAGCAAAAACAUUCCUCAUACAUGUACGGAGAGUGCUGCUGGAGCGACAGUCCUUGGCAGAAUAUAUAGUAAAUCCGGGACGUUCCGGUAACGUAGAACCGAAUGUCGGGGGAGCGAACUUGUUGUUGUCGUUACAGCAGUUUAAACAUUCCCCUUGCAUGUACGGGGAGUGCUGCUGGAGUGACUUUUCAACUUGUAGCAGUUUAAACAUAGCCCUUGCAUGCACGGGGAAUGCUGUUUCAGUGACAGUACUUGGCCGUACAUAAAUUCGGCUCGUUCCGGUAACGUAGAAGCAACUGUCGUUGGAACUUUUUAGCUUCGUUCAUCCUGCUGUUUUAUAAAAAAUGUAAAACAUAAAAAAUUAGCUUUCCUCCUAUGAAUUAAGUAUACACCUGGAUACUAUCAAAUAAUCUAUAUUUGCCUUGCCGAAAAGUAAAGACAUUUUUUUCUUUAUCUGGAUAUAUCCCCUGCCGUUGGAUAUUAAUGUUAAUGUUACAAAGUAUUUGUCGAGAAAAUGAAAAGCUGUUUAAACAGCUUUACUACAUAUAAAAAAUUUAUAGUUUCACGCGCAUAUGCAGUUUUUCCUGGAUAACUUUCGCUGUCGUACGGUGUUAUCUGAAAAAAUAUAAACGCAUAAAAAACGCAAGAGUGGCGUGGACGGUACAAUUUGGAUAAUAUGGAAAUAUGUACAUAUACACAGAAUCGUUACAAUAUUGCCGUUAUUGCAAAAGAACCUUUAACACUGUUUGUAUAUUUGAAAUAGUAAAUAAAUUAUUUUAUUGUGCCACACUAAGUUCUUGUAUAGCAAUCGAUAUUAAUGAUUAAUAAUUAAAUAAGAUAUGUAUUUAAACCAAUUUUUGUCCUGUAAUUUUUAAGUACCAACAACUAAAAGUAAAUAUACUUUAUAAAUUCUUUAAAUA